ACAGUUAAGAAGCAAUAAAUAAACUCUGGUCCAGCCAGUGAGCAGUCUAAAUCCAAGGCGAGGAGGUGUUCGUGGUCAGUGACAGGAAACAAGUGACAGGAAACCUUGUACCUCUGGAUCUGUAAAAUGCUUACUUCAGCACCUUAUCUGCUACCCAGUCUAAACAUACAAGAUAAUGAAAGGACCUUUCAUGAAAAAUAUGAACUUAGUUUAAAAACAAUGAUUCCCGUGCGCAUUGGAGCAAAAUCUGCCAUUAAUCCAGUAGAUAAUGCAGGGCUGUUCUCAUUUGCUACAUUUUCUUGGCUUUCAUCUUUAAUGAUCAAAGGAUACAGGAAUAAUAUAAAUGUGGACACCUUACCUCCAUUAUCAUAUCAUGAUAGUUCAGAUCCAAAUGCAAAAAGAUUUCGAUGCCUUUGGGAAGCAGAGCUUGCAAGAGUUGGGCCUGAGAAGGCUUCUUUGGACAGAGUAGUUCUCAAAUUUCAGAAAACACGACUUCUAGUAGAUGCAAUAGUAAAUUUUAUUUGUAUUGUUUUCGCUUCUUUAGGACCAACUGUGAUCAUUCAUAAGAUCCUACAGCACAGCGAAAGCAAGUCCAAAGAUAUUGUUACAGGAAUUGGACUUUGCAUAGCACUUUUUCUUGCUGAAUUUUUCAAAGUAAUACUUUGGGCAUUGGCAUGGGCCAUCAACUACCGUACAGCCAUACGAUUUAAAGUUGCUCUGUCUACAGUUGCAUUUGAAUAUCUAUUGGCAUUUAAAUCUUUGGCACAUAUCUCUUUUGGUGAGGUUAUCAAUAUAUUAUCUACUGAUGGCCAUCGUAUAUUUGAAGCUGCUGUUUUUUGUCCUCUGCCAAUUACAGUGCCUAUACUAAUAACUGUUUGCACUGUAUACUCUUGUCUUAUUCUUGGUCCAACUGCACUGAUUGGAACAUUUGUUUAUAUUAUAUUUAUACCGCUGCAGAUGCUCACAGCUAUGCUCACAGCCAUGUUCAGACGAGCUGCUCUUUCAGUAACUGAUAAGCGUUUGAGAACAAUAAAUGAAAUUUUAACUUGCAUUAAAAUGAUUAAAAUGUAUGCUUGGGAAACAUCUUUUGCAAUGAGAAUUAAAGGUAUCAGAAAAAUGGAAAGGAAAAUACUGGAAAAAGGAGGAUAUGUACAGAGUGUAAACCUUGCUCUGACACCUAUUGUAUCUACUGUGGCUGUUGUCAUGGCAUUUAUUUUACACACCCUUUUAAAGCAAGAACUAACUGCAUCAGUUGCUUUUAGUGUAAUUGCUAUAUUUAAUGUAAUGAAGUUUUCAAUUGCAAUCUUGCCAUACUCAGUGAAAGCAGCAGCAGAAGCUAAAGUUUCCCUGAAAAGACUGAAAAAAAUUCUUAAAGCUGAAAUCCCUCCCAUUUAUGUAAAGCAACUAGAAGAUUCAGAAAAUGCUGUAGUAAUGGAUAAUGCCACACUAUAUUGGGAACAUCAGAAUGAACACAGGGAAAAUGAAAAGAAUAAAAAGACUAUGAACAGAAAGAAUGCUUAUAAAUGCCAACCAGAAACAGAGCCUGAAUUUUCUCUCACAGUGACAUCCCAGACAAUGGAGGAAGGAAACGUGGAUAGCAAAGUUUGUGUUUUGCGUAACAUAAGCUUUACUGUGAAAAAGGAAAAAGUUUUGGGUAUUUGUGGAAAUAUUGGAAGUGGAAAGAGCUCAAUAUUAUCAGCCAUUCUAGGACAGUUGCACUUGAAUGAUGGGACAGUAGGUGUUGAUGGAACAUUAGCUUAUGUGUCACAGCAAGCAUGGAUAUUUCAUGGAAGCGUUAGACAAAAUAUAUUAUUUGGAACAGAAUAUAAUGAACAGAGGUACAAUUAUGUAAUCAAUGCAUGCAGUCUGAAGGCAGAUAUGGAACUUCUUCCUGCUGGUGAUAUGACUGAAGUAGGUGAAAGAGGCCUCAACCUCUCUGGAGGUCAGAAGCAAAGAAUCAGCUUAGCUCGUGCUGUUUACUCUAAUAGAGACAUUUACUUGUUGGAUGAUCCCUUGUCAGCAGUUGAUGCACAUGUCGGAAAAUAUAUUUUUGAGAAAUGCAUAAGAGAAGCCCUUAAAAAAAAAACCAUAGUACUUGUAACUCACCAACUGCAGUAUUUGGAAUUCUGUGAUGAAGUCAUUUUAUUAGAAGAUGGAGAAAUAUGUGAAACUGGAACUCACAAAAAAUUAAUGGAAGAACAGGGACGCUAUGCCCAGCUAAUUGAAAACCUCCAUAAGGAGCAGGCAAAGAAGCCAAAACAUGUUUUGAUUGAAUCAGUAAUAGAACCUAGGAUGAAAAACCAAGACAAGAGUGAUACCUCUAGAAGUUCUAAAGAAGGAGCUAUAAAUCCUGGUUCCAACAUGCCUAAAGAAGGAAUCAUCAAUAAGGAACCUGAAAGAGACACACAAGGGAGAAGCACAACAGGGCAACUUGUAGAUGCGACUCAUUUGUCCUAUGAUGAGUGGGACUUCCACAAACGGACUCCAGCUCCUAUAAACCAGCUUGUUCAAAAAGAGGAAAAACUGGAAGGUUCAGUGACAUGGAAAACUUAUCAUGCUUAUAUUAAAGCAUCUGGAGGUUUCAUACUGUCUUCCUUUGUUAUACUUCUCUUUAUGCUGAUGAUUGGCACCUCAGCUUUUGUUAACUGGUGGUUGAGUUUCUGGCUGGAACAGGGCUCAGGUAAAAUUUGCACCAUCUUGGGUAAUGACACAAAAUACACCUGUGACAUGGAAAACAUCUUGGAUAACCCCAGACUACACUUUUACCAAUUCAUCUAUGGAAUCAGCCUGGUGGCCAUGAUUGUCCUAAGUAUCAUCAGAGGGCUUCUUUUUACAAAGACAACAUUAAAGGCUUCUUCAACACUGCAUGAUAAUGUAUUCUAUAAGAUCUUACAUAGUCCAAUGAGUUUCUUUGAUACAACUCCCACUGGUAGGCUAAUGAACCGUUUUUCUAAGGAUAUGGAUGAACUGGAUAUGAGACUUCCAUUUCACGCUGAGAAUUUUUUGCAGCAGUUUUUUAUGGUGUUCUUUAUUGUAGUCAUAAUAGGCCUUGUGUUCCCUUUUCUUCUAGUUGCAGUCAUCGUCAUAGCUGCUCUUUUUGUACUACUUUUUCAAAUAUUCAAGAGAGCUAUUCGAGAGCUAAAGAGAAUAGAAAAUAUUAGCAGAUCACCACUGUACUCUCAUAUUUCUUCUUCUGUGCAAGGACUCAGUGUAAUUCAUGCCUAUAAUAAAAAAGAAGACUAUAUCAAACAAUUUAAAAUGCUAAAUGAUGAAAACUCCAACCAUUUUCUCCUAUUUAACUGUGCACUACGAUGGUUUGCACUUAGAACAGAUAUCCUUGCAGCCAUUAUAACUUUGAUUGUGGCGUUAUUUGUUGCUUUGAGCCCUUCUUCGAUUAGUACUGCAGCAAAAGGCUUGGCUUUGUCCUAUAUAAUCCAGUUGAGUGGACUUCUCCAAGUAUGUGUAAGAUCAGGAAUUGAGACAGAAACCACAUUUACCUCUGUUGAACAAAUAAUGGAAUAUGUCUUGACAUGUGUUCCUGAGGCUCCACAGCUUUCAAAUAUUUUGAAGUCUCCCAAAGGCUGGCCAAAUCAAGGGGAAAUUGUAUUUAAAGAUUACCAAAUGAAAUACAGAGAAAACAGUCCUAUAGUUCUCCAUGGUUUAAAUAUGAGAAUUCAUGGUCAAGAAACAAUUGGUAUUGUUGGCAGAACUGGCUCUGGAAAAUCAUCUCUAGGAGUGGCACUGUUUCGCCUAGCAGAACCAACUGCUGGUACCAUCCUAAUUGACAAUGUUGAUAUCUGUACAAUUAGUCUGGAAGAUCUAAGAACAAAGCUUUCUGUUAUUCCCCAAGAUCCUGUUCUGUUUGUAGGUACAGUAAGGUUCAACAUUGAUCCUUUCAGUACUUACACAGAUGAUCAGAUCUGGCAAGCUCUUGAAAAAACAUUUAUGAAGGACAGAAUAUUGAAACUCCCAGGAAAAUUACAGGCAGAAGUUGCUGAAAAUGGAGAAAAUUUCUCCAUAGGAGAACGACAGCUGCUUUGUAUGGCAAGAGCACUACUUCGAAAUUCAAAAAUCAUUCUGCUUGAUGAAGCCACAGCUUCAAUUGAUCCUGAAACAGAUAGACUAAUUCAGUGCACAAUCAGAGAUGCAUUCAAGGACUGUACAGUCUUAACCAUUGCACAUCGCAUCAACACUGUUCUGGAGUGUGACCGCAUCCUGGUUAUGAGCAAUGGAGAGGUACAAGAAUCAGACACGAAAAAUGGCUAA
Messenger RNA from Alligator sinensis (Chinese alligator), 4266 nucleotides. It is a transcript of the gene ABCC12, whose product is annotated as ATP binding cassette subfamily C member 12. The record is from RefSeq and is a predicted model, not a curated record. The transcript has 30 exons. Gene Ontology annotation, cellular component: membrane. NCBI's taxonomy places the organism in Eukaryota, Metazoa, Chordata, Crocodylia, Alligatoridae. Bases 127 to 4266 code for a protein of 1379 amino acids. Gene Ontology annotation, biological process: transmembrane transport. Gene Ontology annotation, molecular function: ATP binding; ATP hydrolysis activity; ABC-type transporter activity.